Gossypium raimondii (Peruvian cotton) is the source of this 872-nucleotide messenger RNA. RefSeq names its product ubiquitin-conjugating enzyme E2 36. Gene Ontology annotation, cellular component: nucleus. The transcript is spliced from 8 exons. The coding region runs from base 113 to 559 and encodes 148 amino acids. Lineage: Eukaryota; Viridiplantae; Streptophyta; Magnoliopsida; Malvales; Malvaceae. Gene Ontology annotation, molecular function: ubiquitin conjugating enzyme activity. Gene Ontology annotation, biological process: protein K63-linked ubiquitination; DNA damage tolerance. The record is from RefSeq and is a predicted model, not a curated record.
UGGCAUGGCACUGGUAUUUAUAUACAAAGAAUCUUAAAUUUUAUUAUCUCUCUCCAUUUCUAGAUCCCCAAAACCCUCAUACUUUUUUUUUUCCUUCCCAUCGAUCUCGCCAAUGGCCAACACUAAUCUCCCUCGAAGAAUCAUUAAGGAAACUCAGCGUCUCCUCAGUGAACCAGCGCCUGGAAUUAGUGCCUCACCAUCAGAGGAUAAUAUGCGAUAUUUCAAUGUGAUGAUCCUUGGUCCAACACAAUCUCCAUAUGAAGGAGGGGUUUUCAAGUUGGAACUAUUUUUGCCUGAAGAAUAUCCCAUGGCUGCUCCUAAGGUUCGAUUUCUUACAAAGAUAUACCAUCCUAACAUCGAUAAGCUUGGAAGAAUAUGCCUUGAUAUUCUCAAAGACAAAUGGAGUCCAGCUCUCCAGAUUCGAACUGUACUUUUGAGCAUUCAAGCACUCCUGAGUGCUCCUAAUCCUGAUGAUCCACUCUCGGAGAACAUUGCUAAGCACUGGAAAACAAAUGAGGCUGAAGCCGUGGAGACAGUUUCCUUGACUAUUUGCAGCUAAGGAAUGGACCCGUUUAUAUGCGACCGGUGCGUAAUACAAGUGGCGGAACCGUUAGUGCUCUUAAAAUAACAUUUUUAUGCAAUGUAAGCUAUUCAAUGUUAAAGUUAAGGUUUGAAAGAGUCUGAUAUUCGCAAAGCUUUCAGCUGCAACCUGAGUUGGAAGCAGUGCAGUCUCAUCUCUGAACUUGUAAGAUAAUAUACAUUGUUCUCAAAAACUCUGAAAUGCUCAAACUAAGGGAUUAUUCUCUAAUAUAGCAAAAUGUUUAAACGAAAUAAUUAAAUCUAAUUGUAAUUGAUUAAAUUUUGUUGACUAA